AUGCAACAACCUCAAAAUCAAGCAUCAUCCGCCAUUGCUUCACCAAUAUCGAAACAAAUUGCCGAAGAUCAAGUCUACUCAUCAGAUGAUUAUAUCGAUGAAGACAGCGGUGAUAUCCUAAAUGAUAUGAAGAAGGUUCAAAAGAUAUCUGAGGUUAAGGAUUUAAAGACUCCCGAGAAAAUAAUUCAAGAGACCGAAACAGAAGAAGAAAAGGAAAUACAAAAUUUAGCAGAAAAGAUGAAUGAGUGGUGCUCAGCUCUUAGAACAGAAGUCAUGAAUAAUUUAUUUGAUUUGAAGAAAAGAAGUGUACAGAAACUUAACGAACUCCAUCAACGAAACAAUGACGAUCGAGACGAUUUAUUGUAUCAACAUAAAUUAAAAGAAGAGAAGUUACGAGAUAGUAUUGCAAAGAGAGAUUACUAUUUGGCACGAUUCAAAACAUUGACGUUCCGAAUGGCAGAUCAAAUCGCUCAUGCAAGAAGAGUUGAAAGAGAAAAGACAUUAUUGAGAAAUAUUUUAAGUAAAUGGAAGGAAUACACUGAAACAAAGAAAAUGAAAAAGAAUUUAGGCGCAAUGCUGUUGCGAAACUAUCGAAGAAAUCAAGCAAGAAAAAUUCUUCAAGGAUGGUACAUGUGGAUUCUCAAUGCAAAGCAAAACACCACAGAAAGAAUAUGGCAAAACAGACUCGACAAUGAAAAAACUGAAAUGAGGAAUGAUUAUGAAAUGAAAAUUGAGAAAUUGAAGGAGGAACUUCUCAAGUUAAAUCAAGCUCUAGAGAGGGAGCAAAGCGACAAACUCGUUCUUCAAGAGAAUUUGAAGAAGGCACUCAUGCGAGGAGUUUGUGCAAUGAACAACAAGUUCUUAGAAAUUAUCAAGGAUACAAAUAUUAAGCCAACUCAGUCUUUCAAUGUACAACAAGAAUUGGAGGAUGUUCUUAAUGAGGAUCAAGAUGAAUCCGAGUUCAUUCAAGCCAUGCAAAGUCAACAACCUCCAAUCCCACGACCUUAUCCAAAUUAUACCCCAGAUAGCCAAACGUACGUCCCACCUCCCCAAAUUCAAUCGUACCUGGCUAACACACCACCACAAGGCACAUCCACUCGAUUUGUGACAUCUCCCUUGGAAGCCACACAAGUAAGGAACCCACAACCUCAAAUAAGAGUUGUGAGAGAGGCUGUCAGUUAUCCACUCAAACAAACUUUCCAGUCGCCACUCCAUCCACCCAAACCAACAUCCACAAGCCCUCCAAACAACAAGCAUAAACCUACGAUUUCAAACACCAGCAAUAAACGAUAA
This is a messenger RNA of Naegleria fowleri, 1293 nucleotides long. RefSeq lists its product as uncharacterized. The coding region runs from base 1 to 1293 and encodes 430 amino acids. The transcript is spliced from 3 exons. Gene Ontology annotation, cellular component: centrosome. Lineage: Eukaryota; Heterolobosea; Eutetramitea; Acrasida; Naegleriidae. The record is from RefSeq and is a predicted model, not a curated record.